CAAAGUGGUGUUUCUUUGAAGACUGAACACACUGUUGGAAUUUGAAUCUGAGAAAGUGUGUGUUUUUUGUUUACAAAAUUCGAAACUCGCUUGAUGAGAAGGUUUUUAUUUGUACUGUUGCGAAUGACAGUAUUUGCGAUGGUAGAAAUAUGGAAGAAUAGCUUUGUAGCAUACUACAUAACAUGACUCUGGAACCAGGAAUUAUGUUUUUGUGUGGAGCUAUCAAUCACCCUUGAAAGUAUAUUUCGUACAAAAUAUUUACAUUUGCCGCUUCAGCUGUCAGUGAGUGGUUCGUACUAUGUACAUAAUGAAAGCUUCACCUUGUAAUUAAAUGGAUGAAAACAAUUACUUCGUUUAUCUAGAUAUAACAGUCGGAGACGAAAAAGUAGGACGAGUAGUUCUAGAGCUCUUCAAGAAAACUGCUCCGAAGACUGCUGAAAAUUUUAGGGCGUUAUGUACGGGAGAGAGAGGGAUUGGCAGCACAGGCAAAUCCCUGUGCUACAAGAAUACAGUAUUCCACAAGGCCAUUAGCUUAUUCAUGAUACAGGGAGGUGACACCACAAAUUUUGAUGGCACUGGAGGAGAAAGCAUAUAUGGCUGCGUCUUUGAGGAUGAAACAUUUGAAAGCAAGCAUUCAGGGCCAGGUGUAUUGAGCAUGGCAAAUGCUGGACCCAACACCAAUGGGUCACAGUUUUUUAUCACUGUUGUGGCUUGCCCACACCUUGAUGGGAAAAAUGUUGCUUUUGGUGAGGUCAGAGCGGGAAUGGGUGUUGUUAAGUGUGUUGCUGAACAGCCCACUGAUGAGAAUGACCGCCCACUAAAGGAUUGUGUGGUAUCUGGCUGUGGAGAGCUUGGUUAUGGUGAAGACUGGGGGAUUAAUGAGAAUGAUGGCACAGAAGACAUUUAUCCACCAUAUCCUGAAGACUGGCAGUUUCCUACCAAAGAGAUGAAUUACAUUGAAGAUGCAAUAGUGAAGAUAAAGAACUCUGGAAACCAUUACUUCAGGAAAGGAAACAUGACGAAUGCAGAAUCUAAAUAUCAAAAAGCUCUCCGGUAUAUAGAAUGCAGGCUGCGCUCUCAACCAGAAUGUAUCAACGCUGCAGCAACCACAGAACUAGCAUGCCUGCAAAAUAUGGCUGCAACAAAGUUACGUCAGAAUGUUUACCGUGAGGCUCUAAUGUACUGCAACCGUGCUCUGGCACUGGAUGCACAGAGUGUGAAAGCACUGUACAGGCGUGGUCAGGCUUGGCACAGGCUCGGGGAUUACCAGGCUGCCCAACAUGACCUCGGUAUAGCAUUGACAUUGCGGCCAGAUGAUACUCUUAUUAAGGGUGAACUCAAAUCUGUCCAGCAGGAUGCUGUUCAUUACUAUAAAUCUGAGAAACGUCUCUUCAAGAUGAUGUUUCAGUGAGUGUUUGAGCUGCAAACUUGCAAACUGACUAUUUCAGGGGUGACAGGUACAAAAAGUAAAGUGCAAUGUUAUACAUUUACUGGUAGACCAUACCAGCAGAAGAAAGUGGUAUAAGUUUUUUAAGUAAAACUCAGGUGAUUGUUACCAAAUACAGAUGUGCUAAUUCUGAAA
Schistocerca americana (American grasshopper) is the source of this 1582-nucleotide messenger RNA. RefSeq names its product peptidyl-prolyl cis-trans isomerase D (gene Cyp40). Gene Ontology annotation, molecular function: peptidyl-prolyl cis-trans isomerase activity; protein binding. The record is from RefSeq and is a predicted model, not a curated record. The coding region runs from base 332 to 1411 and encodes 359 amino acids. The transcript has 6 exons. Gene Ontology annotation, biological process: protein peptidyl-prolyl isomerization. NCBI's taxonomy places the organism in Eukaryota, Metazoa, Arthropoda, Insecta, Orthoptera, Acrididae.